GGCUGCGGGCUUCCAGAAGGCCGAGCAGUAGCAGCCGCCGAGCGCCUCGCCCUUGCCCCGCUCCGCCCCCCUCCUAGCCGCCUCCUACUCAUCCACCCUCUCGCCCUCUCUUCUGGAAGCGAAGCUGGUGCUGGCUUCAGUCGGUGCCACAGACCUCUGCAAACCCAGCCAGGACCUGAGAAUGAAACCCGGAGACCAGAGGACCCUUGGCGGUGGCUCUUUCUAAUAACACUUUGCCUGGAGUGGGGUCGUGGCGGAGUUCUUCCUCCACCGCUCAAUGCAAACACUAUGCGGACAGCAGUCGGCUUCCCUGCGCUGUGCCUGCUUCUUAAUCUUCAUGCUGCAGGGUGCUUUUCUGGAAAUAAUGAUCAAUUUUUGGCAAUUCGGCAGAAGAGUGGAAAGCCAGUAUUCACUUAUCAUCAUUCACAAGAUAUUGAGAAGAGCCUGGAUAUAGCUCCACAAAAGAUAUAUAGGCAUAGCUAUCAUUCCCCUUCUAAAGCUCAAAUAAACAAACGCCACCAAAUUAUUAAUUCGGCAUUUCCGAGACCUGCAUAUGACCCAUCUCUCAAUCUGCUGGCUACGUCUGGUCAAGAUCUCGAAGUGGAAAACCUUCCUAUCCCUGCAGCAAAUGUAAUUGUGGUGACACUGCAAAUGGAUGUAAACAGGCUGAACAUAACCUUGCUUCGGAUAUUCCGCCAAGGAGUGGCUGCAGCUUUAGGACUCUUGCCCCAGCAAGUGCACAUCAAUCGCCUCAUUGGAAAGAAGAACAGUGUUGAACUGUUUGUGUCUCCUAUAAACCGAAAAGCAGGAAUUCCGGAUGCUCUGCCUUCUGAGGAAGUGCUGCGUUCACUUAAUAUAAAUGUUUUACAUCAAAGUUUAUCUCAGUUUGGAAUUAUAGAAGUCUCCCCUGAGAAAAAUGUUUUACAAGGGCAGCAUGAAGCGGACAAAAUCUGGAGCAAAGAAGGAUUUUAUGCUGUUGUCAUUUUUCUCAGCAUCUUUGUUAUUAUAGUAACGUGUUUGAUGAUUCUUUACAGAUUAAAAGAAAAGUUUCAGUUUUCCUUGCGACAAGAUAAAGAGAAAAAUCAGGAGAUCCACCUAUCACCCAUUGCAUUACAGCCAUCACAGUCUGAGGCAAAGACAGUCAACAGCAUGGUCCAGCCCGAGCAAGCCCCAAGGGUGCUGAAUGUGGUUGUGGACCCUCAAGGCCGAUACACUCCUGAGAUCAAAGCUACCAACGCUGUCUGCCCUUCUCCUUUCAAAAUGAAGCCCAUAGGACUUCAGGAGAGACGAGGGUCCAACGUAUCUCUUACAUUGGACAUGAGUAGCUUGGGGAAUGUUGAACCCUUUGUGGCUGUCUCAACCCCACGGGAGAAGGUAGCAAUGGAGUAUCUGCAGUCAGCCAGCCGAAUCCUCACAAGGUCACAGCUGAGGGACGUCGUGGCAAGUUCACAUUUACUCCAAAGUGAAUUCAUGGAAAUUCCAAUGAACUUUGUGGAUCCCAAAGAAAUUGACAUUCCACGUCAUGGAACUAAAAAUCGCUAUAAGACCAUUUUGCCAAAACAAUUCCCUUUUUCUUUGCGUCUUCGUGUUCCAUUAAUUGAUGUAAAAUUAAAUUAUGGGGCUUCAAUAAUGACUACACCUACCAUCAGGAAGUUUGCAGAUAAGUACGCCUUGGUGAAUGUGCGAAGCCCAGCAGCUAGUAACAGAAGCACCGGGCUUAGAAAGAGACCGGCCCGUGUGGUGCAUGAGCACCAGCCUAUUUCACAGAGAGAAGGAAAGCCACUGGUUGAUGCUGUGAAAUGUGUGUUAUACUGGCCAGAAAAGAGAGGAAUUUAUGGGAAAGUUGAGGUUCUGGUUAUCAAUGUAAAUGAAUGUGAUAACUACACAGUUCGAAACCUUGUCCUAAAGCAGGGAAGUCACACCCAGCAUGUGAAGCAUUACUGGUACACCUCAUGGCCAGAUCACAAGACUCCAGACAGCGCCCAGCCCCUUCUACAGCUCAUGCUGGACGUAGAAGAAGACAGACUUGCUGCCACGGGCCGAGGGCCCGUGGUUGUCCACUGCAGUGCAGGGAUAGGUAGGACGGGGUGUUUUAUUGCUACAUCCAUUGGCUGUCGACAGUUGAAAGAAGAAGGAGUUGUGGAUGCCCUCAGCAUUGUCUGCCAGCUUCGUGUAGACAGGGGUGGGAUGGUCCAAACCAGUGAACAGUAUGAAUUUGUACAUCAUGCUCUGUGCCUGUAUGAGAGCAGACUUUCAGCAGAAACUGUCCAUUGAUUCUCUGAAGAUUUGAUUCUCUGAAGAUUUACCAGACCAUCAAUCUCUAGGGGUAAUGAAUCAAUUACCCACCUGAGGCUUCUGGAGGGAGCUUCCUGCAAUGGAAAGAAAAGAGAAGUCCUGAAGCCAGGCUGUGGCAUGGAUUGUGGAAGGUGGCAACACAAUUAAAGGUUGCCAGCCCCUUGUGUAUAUGAAUGCGUUUGUAAGCAUCCCCUAAAUUAUUCUGAAGGUCCUGUGCUGAUGGAGGGAUGAUCGAUUCUCACACAGCUAAGGAGGAUUUUGUUUUGUCUGUGUUGACCACACAGAAUGUUCGGAUGAAAUACUCAGAGACCUAUGUCCUCAGAUGACAACUGGAGGAGCUGCUGAAGAAACUAUUAUUGUGUGUUUAGAUGCUUUAAUGUUUGCAAAAUCUGUCUUGUGAAUGGACUGUCCGCUGUUAAACUGUUCCUGUUUUAAGUGCUAUUACCUUUCUCAGUUACCAGAAUCUUGCCGUUAAGGUCGCAAAUGAUUGAUAAUGGAUUUUUAACAAAUACGUCCUUGUUUUUGAAAAAAAAAAAUCAAAAGCAGUUCUAUUUUAUACAGAAAUGUGUCUUGAUAGUAUUACCUACUAAAUGUGUAUUUAUCAGUACCUCCUGUCAAUCAAUUACAGAGCACAAUGAUUGUCACUGGGUGUAUAUGUAUUUACUCUCUAUUAUUGGACCUGGCAGUGGUCGUUGCUCCAGAACUCCAGCCACUGCAUUUCUACAUUGUGAGUCAUUUUACUUUAAAAGGGAAAAACAAAUUUGUAGCAACUAUGAUGUAUCAAGAAUUUUAAAUAUCUGUGUCUCUUUUACUAAGAAGGAAUUUUUGAAUAUUCUGUUUACCUAGAAUCUCUCUCCCCCACAAAAAGGCAGACCUUUGGGGAUGAAGUAAACUGCCCUAUUUCUAGAUGUUCUCCAAAAGGUUGCUGCCAUGGAUAUUCUUAAAUUUCUGCAAGGUUUUAAUCCUCAAGAGACAAAUAAAGUUAAAAUGCACUCAGCAAACACUAGAUGUUCUGCUCAAAUAUGAAUUUUCAAUGCAGCUAUGUUGACUUUGUUUCAUACUGCCAAUAAACUACUCUUAAUACCAAG
Molecule: messenger RNA, 3383 nt
Organism: Suricata suricatta (meerkat)
Lineage: Eukaryota; Metazoa; Chordata; Mammalia; Carnivora; Herpestidae
Gene: PTPRR
Product: protein tyrosine phosphatase receptor type R
Exons: 13
Coding region: 289-2274 (661 amino acids)
Biological process (GO): protein dephosphorylation
Molecular function (GO): protein tyrosine phosphatase activity
Source: RefSeq, a predicted model, not a curated record